CAAGUUGUAAUCAAGGAAACAUGAAGAUGUUCAACCUGUGCUUUCUACUAAGCCUGGCAGCCGCAGUUUACUGUGUGCCAAUAUCGCAUAUUACUGUGCAAGAUGAGAAAUUUGCAGAGAACUACCUGAAGAAAUUCUUCAACCUAACAGAGGAGACUGGUCCAACUCACAGACGGGGGAUCAGCCCAUUGACCAAGAAGCUGACUGAGAUGCAGAGAUUCUUCGGUCUCCAGAUCACCGGGACGCUGGAUACUGACACCAUGGCGAUGAUGAAGAAGCCCCGCUGUGGCGUUCCGGACAGCAAAAUUUCCCGUUUCUCCACAAGUGGAAUUGACUACAAGUGGGACAGAAAAAGCCUGACCUUCAGGAUAGAAAACUACACACCUGACAUGUCUCAGUCAGAGGUGGAAGAAUCCAUAGGUAAAGCUCUGCAGGUUUGGGCCAAAGUCACUCCUCUGAGAUUCACAAGGAUCUACAGCGGCACGGCUGACAUCAUGAUCUCCUUUGCACGCGGAUCACAUGGUGAUAAUUCCCCCUUUGAUGGCCCUGAUGGCUUUCUUGCCCAUGCCUAUGCCCCAGGACCUGGCAUUGGAGGAGAUGCUCAUUUUGAUGAGGAUGAGAGCUUCACUUAUCGCUCAUUCAACGGCUAUGUCCUCUUCUUGGUGGCUGCUCAUGAGUUUGGCCACUCUCUAGGCUUGGAUCACUCUGAUGACCCUGGUGCCCUCAUGUUCCCCGUCUACUCAUACAGAAACCCUGACACUUUUGUUCUCCCCCGCGAUGACGUCAACGGCAUCCAGUCUCUCUAUGGUCCCAACCCUGACAAGGAUCCCUCUGUAGAUGAACCUGAGCCCCCCACCACCCCUGAUGCCUGUGAUUCCAACAUGGUGCUGGAUGCUGUCGCAACACUACGAGGAGAGAUGCUCUUCUUCAAAGACAGCUUCUUCUGGCGGAGCUACCCACAGAGCAAUACACCCCAGCAAAUUCUUAUCACAACCUUCUGGCCCAAUGCCCCCGUCAACAUCAACGCUGCCUAUGAAAGCCAACACUCAGACACAGUGCUUUUAUUUAAAGAUCGGAAAGUGUGGGCUUUCAGCGGCUAUGAUCUCGUGCGUGGUUAUCCAAAAUCAAUUUCCACUUUUGGUCUGCCAAAGAGUGUGAAGAAAAUCGAUGCAGCCCUUGUAGACGUGGAAUCCAGAAAGACUCUGUUCUUCGUGGGCAGUGAAUACUACAGUUAUGAUGAGGCCAGAGAGACCAUGGAUCAGGGAUUCCCCAAGCCUGUGGAUCAGACAUUCUCAGGUUUGACCAGCAAGGUGACUGCAGCUUUCCAGUACAGAGGUUUUACUUACAUCUACAGUGGACCAAAUAUGUUUGAGUACAGCCUGAGGACGGGGACCCUGUUCCGGGUGCUGAGGAACAGCUACUUCCUACGCUGCACCAACUUCCACAGAAACACAAGUUGUAAUCAAGGAAACAUGAAGAUGUUCAACCUGUGCUUUCUACUAAGCCUGGCAGCCGCAGUUUACUGUGUGCCAAUAUCGCAUAUUACUGUGCAAGAUGAGAAAUUUGCAGAGAACUACCUGAAGAAAUUCUUCAACCUAACAGAGGAGACUGGUCCAACUCACAGACGGGGGAUCAGCCCAUUGACCAAGAAGCUGACUGAGAUGCAGAGAUUCUUCGGUCUGCAGAUCACCGGGACGCUGGAUACUGACACCAUGGCGAUGAUGAAGAAGCCCCGCUGUGGCGUUCCGGACAGCAAAAUUUCCCGUUUCUCCACAAGUGGAAUUGACUACAAGUGGGACAGAAAAAGCCUGACCUUCAGGAUAGAAAACUACACACCUGACAUGUCUCAGUCAGAGGUGGAAGAAUCCAUUGAGAAAGCUCUGCAGGUUUGGGCCAAAGUCACUCCUCUGAGAUUCACAAGGAUCUACAGCGGCACGGCUGACAUCAUGAUCUCCUUUGCACGCGGAUCACAUGGUGAUUUUUCCCCCUUUGAUGGCCCUGAUGGCUUUCUUGCCCAUGCCUAUGCCCCAGGACCUGGCAUUGGAGGAGAUGCUCAUUUUGAUGAGGAUGAGAGCUUCACUUAUCGCUCAUUCAACGGCUAUGUCCUCUUCUUGGUGGCUGCUCAUGAGUUUGGCCACUCUCUAGGCUUGGAUCACUCUGAUGACCCUGGUGCCCUCAUGUUCCCCGUCUACUCAUACAGAAACCCUGACACCUUUGUUCUACCCCGCGAUGACGUCAACGGCAUCCAGUCUCUCUAUGGUCCCAACUCUGACAAGGAUCCCUCUGUAGAUGAACCUGAGCCCCCAACCACCCCUGAUGCCUGUGAUUCCAACAUGGUGUUGGAUGCUGUUGCAACACUACGAGGAGAGAUGCUCUUCUUCAAAGACAGCUUCUUCUGGCGGAGCUACCCACAGAGCAAUACACCCCAGCAAAUUCUUAUCACAACCUUCUGGCCCAAUGCCCCCGUCAACAUCAACGCUGCCUAUGAAAGCCAACACUCAGACACAGUGCUUUUAUUUAAAGAUCGGAAAGUGUGGGCUUUCAGCGGCUAUGAUCUCGUGCGUGGUUAUCCAAAAUCAAUUUCCACUUUUGGUCUGCCAAAGAGUGUGAAGAAAAUCGAUGCAGCCCUUGUAGACGUGGAAUCCAGAAAGACUCUGUUCUUCGUGGGCAGUGAAUACUACAGUUAUGAUGAGGCCAGAGAGACCAUGGAUCAGGGAUUCCCCAAGCCUGUGGAUCAGACAUUCUCAGGUUUGACCAGCAAGGUGACUGCAGCUUUCCAGUACAGAGGUUUUACUUACAUCUACAGUGGACCAAAUAUGUUUGAGUACAGCCUGAGGACGGGGACCCUGUUCCGGGUGCUGAGGAACAGCUACUUCCUACGCUAUUGCUUUGCCUUUAAAACUUUUUCAAGGUGUACAUUUGGUGUCAUUCAUUUACUGACUAUUCAGUAUUAAAACAUAGUAUUUCUUUUACAGAGCUAUCUAAAGCAAUUCUUCAACCUAACAGAGGAGACUGGUCCAACUCUCCGACGGGGGAUCAGCCCGUUGACCAAGAAGCUGACUGAGAUGCAGAGAUUCUUCGGUCUCCAGAUCACCGGGACGCUGGAUACUGACACCAUGGCGAUGAUGAAGAAGCCCCGCUGUGGCGUUCCGGACAACAAUAUUGCCCAUUUCUCCACAUUUGGAGGUAAACCCAAGUGGAACAGAAAAAGCCUGACCUACAGGAUAGAGAACUACACACCUGACAUGUCUCAGUCAGAGGUGGAAGAAUCCAUAGGGAAAGCUCUGCAGGUUUGGGCCAAAGUCACUCCUCUGAGAUUCACAAGGAUCUACAGCGGCACGGCUGACAUCAUGAUCUCCUUUGCACGCGGAUCACAUGGUGAUUUUUACCCCUUUGAUGGCCCUGGUCGCACUCUUGCCCAUGCCUAUGCCCCAGGACCUGGCAUUGGAGGAAAUGCUCAUUUUGAUGAGGAUGAGAGCUUCACUUUCCGCUCAAACAGAGGUUUUGUCCUCUUCAUGGUUGCUGCCCAUGAGUUCGGCCACUCUCUAGGCCUGGACCACUCCAACGAUCCCAGUGCUCUCAUGUACCCCACAUACUCAUACAGAAACCCUGACACCUUUGUUCUACCCCGGGAUGACGUCAACGGCAUCCAGUCUCUCUAUGGUCCAAACCCUGACAAGGAUCCCUCUGUGAAUAAACCUAACCCCUCCACCACCCCUGAUGCCUGUGAUUCCACCAUGGUGUUGGAUGCUGUCACAACCCUGCGAGGAGAAAUGCUCUUUUUCAAAGACAGCCACUUCUGGCGAAGCUACCCUCAAAGCAGGACAGCUCAGCCAAGUCUCAUCAUAAAUUUCUGGCCGAAAGCCCUCACCAACAUUAAUGCCGCCUACGAGAGCCAACAGUCAGACAAGAUUUUUCUCUUUAAAGAUCGUAGAGUGUGGGCCUUCACUGGAUAUGACCUUGCUCCUGGCUAUCCUAAAACACUUACUAGCUUUGGUCUGCCGAGAGGCGUGAGAGAAAUCGAUGCGGCCCUCUAUGACGCGGAAUCUGGCAAGACUCUGUUCUUCGUGGGAAUCUAUUACUUCAGUUAUGAUGAGGCUAGGAAGACCAUGGACCAGGGAUUUCCCAAGCGAGUGGAUCAGACUUUUUCAGGCCUGACCACCAAGGUGACCGCAGCUUUCCAGUACAGAGGUUUUACUUACAUCUACAGUGGACCAUACAUGUUUGAGUAUGACCUGAGGACUGGGAGGUUGUUCCGUGUGCUGAGGAACAGCUACUUCCUGCGCUGCACCAACUAGAACAGUUUACUAGCUACAUUGUUUAACUGUUAGUGGAGUAUAUUUUAAAUAUGUAUUAGUGCUAGGCAAUAAUUACAAUUUGUAAUCAUGAUUAUGAUGAUGUAUUGGCUAUUUAUUGCAAAAUGUAAUAUUUAAAUCAAUGCAAACACUUUAAACAAAUAAGGUGCUUUAACAGCAAUAUUUCCGUUACACAUUAGCAGUUCAAAUAUUUCUUGUAAAUCUCAAGUAAUUUAAUUAAAUCAAAUAUUAAACCAAAGCUAUUUGGCCUGCCUCAACUUGCCGAUACGAGUGAUUAAACCCCUCCCAGGCGAAUACUGAACAA
This is a messenger RNA of Pungitius pungitius (ninespine stickleback), 4620 nucleotides long. RefSeq lists its product as uncharacterized. The transcript has 29 exons. NCBI's taxonomy places the organism in Eukaryota, Metazoa, Chordata, Actinopteri, Perciformes, Gasterosteidae. The record is from RefSeq and is a predicted model, not a curated record. Gene Ontology annotation, molecular function: zinc ion binding; metalloendopeptidase activity. Gene Ontology annotation, cellular component: extracellular matrix. Gene Ontology annotation, biological process: collagen catabolic process; proteolysis; extracellular matrix organization.